AAGCUAGUCGUUAAUAAAAACGCGGUGUUGAUCGCGAGCUGGUUUUACUUGACUUUACUUAUCAGUCAAGUUCAUGUUCAGUCUGUCGCGUUAGUUAAUAGUUGUUAGCAUCUGACUUGCUGGUGGUUAUUUUUGUACCAAGUUUGAUAAUAACCGUAAAGUAUGGAUGCCUUCAAGAAAGGAUGGUUCAGUGAGUUCAACGACUUAUGGCCUGGUAUCAGUGUUUCUUUUGAAGUUACUAAAAUUUUGCAUCAUGAAAAAUCACAGUUUCAAGAUAUUUUGCUAGUUGAUACAAAAGCCCACGGAAGACUAUUGGUCCUCGAUGGAAUAAUCCAGUGUUCCGAGAGCGAUGAAUUUUCAUACCAAGAAAUGAUUUCUUUUUUACCACUCUGCACUCAUCCAAAUCCCAAAAAUGUUCUGAUAGUCGGUGGAGGUGACGGUGGAGUAGCCAGAGAAGUAGUUAAACACCCAGGAGUAGAGCAUGUAACUCAGGUAGAAAUCGACGGACGUGUUUUGGAAUUAUCACGUCAAUACUUACCUUCUUUAGCCUGUGGGUUGUCGCAUCCCAAAGUAACUCUUUACGUUGGUGACGGGUUUGAAUUUAUGCAGAAACAUUCUCAGCAAUUCGAUGUUAUCAUUACUGAUAGCAGUGAUCCUAUUGGACCAGCUGAAUGUUUAUUCCAAGAAUCAUAUUUCGCGCUUAUGAAGACAGCAUUGAAACCCGGAGGCCUUGUUUGCAGUCAAGCCGGAACAAUUUGGUCUAACGAUUUGCAAGUCGAAAAAACAUUGGAACACUGCAAGUCAGUUUUUCCAGCCGCUUCCUAUGCAUACACUUCAGUUCCGACUUAUCCCACCGGACAAAUUGGUUUCGUGAUGGGAAGUUUGAAUCCCAACACAAAAUUUGGAGAACCAGUUAAAGUAUUCACAGAAAAUGAAUUAGAUGAAAUGAAGCUUAAAUACUACGAUGAUAAAAUCCACAGGUCGUCGUUUGUGCUUCCUAGAUUUGCUGCUAAAGCAAUUAAAAAUUUAGUCAAGUAAAUUAAUUUAGAGAUUAAUAAAAAAUUUAUUAACGUUA
This is a messenger RNA of Cotesia glomerata, 1075 nucleotides long. It is a transcript of the gene SpdS, whose product is annotated as spermidine synthase. Bases 163 to 1038 code for a protein of 291 amino acids. The transcript is spliced from 6 exons. Gene Ontology annotation, molecular function: spermidine synthase activity. The record is from RefSeq and is a predicted model, not a curated record. Gene Ontology annotation, biological process: spermidine biosynthetic process. Gene Ontology annotation, cellular component: cytosol. Lineage: Eukaryota; Metazoa; Arthropoda; Insecta; Hymenoptera; Braconidae.